UGCUGGGGCUGGUAGUUCUCGUUGGGUGCCCGGCCCGGCCCGGCCCGGCCGCCGCUUCCUUGUCCCGGCCGUGGGGAAUCGGGACCGGCGGGCUCAGAGAGCCAGCGGCGGUUGUACCAUACUGCUGCACUGCCUGCCUGCAAACUGGUAUGGGAGCUGCUGAGCUAAAAUAGGCAUCUGCCAUGGAAUAUUUUUCAAAGGAUCAGCCUACAAGACCAGAUAGACCUAUUCGACUCCCAAGGUGUGGAUGAUCAUGGGAGAAGAGCUGUUAAAGAACAGCAUCCUUGAUCAAUUUAUAAAUAGCCAUGAGCAGUCAUAUGAGGAGUUUCUAAAUACAUUCACAUAUCUUUUGAAAGAGAAAGAGGGAAGGACAAUUCAGGGAAAUAAAGUGGACUCCUUAAGAAAGGAAUGUUCUACUUCUGAAUUACCAAACAGAAAUAAACAGGAUGGCUCACCUGAAAGAAGCAAAGAAAUGUGGGUGUCAUUUCCACCCCGGGUGCCAAAUGAGAAUGAGGCAGUGAUGAGUAAGAGCUCAACAGCUGGUGUCUCUGAUGGAAAUAAUCUCAGUCUGUCUGAAAGAGUGAAGCUGGACAAGCACUUACACUUGGAAGAUGUCGACACAGAUGAAGAGACGUGCAGUGCAGGGUCAUUAGUUCUUCCAGGAGAGGUGGAAGAGACAGUGACUUGCUGUACACCCUUCUCUGAUAAGCCUAUUCAGCCAAAUUUCAGAGCCUGGUCAGUUCCCCAGCCAUCAGACAACAAAGCCCAAGAGCUACUGGGCGAUGAUGUUCAACCAUUCUCACUUGAUGAAGAAUUUGAUUAUGACAAUGUGGCACUGACCCCUAAGUUCUCUGAAGCUGAGCUGAAGGCCAUUAUGGAGUUGUCUGAAGAGAAAAUGGGUACAGAUGUCAGAUCAGCACAAGCUGAAGACUGAGUCAAAGGUGUUCUGUGCAGGGCUGUUGGAAUGACCUUUUUAUGGCAUGAAUGCAGCUCCUCGUUGUACCCUUAUUUAGUGUUCUUAUCUGAGUGGCCAGUAAAUGGCAUCCCUGAGAUUUGUCAUUUAUUCUGUCAAGGUGCCUUGGAUCCUGUACUGGCUCAGGGUAGGUGUGCUGGAGUCACUUCUCCAUAGGAGCAAAACAAGCUGGUGGAUUUCAGAAUAGCUGAAAUAGCCAUCAUGGCUACUCUCGCUUAUAUCCGAUACUGAUUUGGUUCCUGAGUAGUACACAGCUGGUCCUAAAGCUGACUUUUACCUUGUUCUUUUAGUAAUGCAGUCAAGAGCUUUUUAACAGCUGACAAAUCAGUCUAUGAACUCUCUAAAUGUAUAGAGAUAUAUGAGUGAAUAAAUCUGGGAAUAUGUUUUUUUUCUCUGUCUUUUGAGUUACUUCAGUUCUGCAAAAAAUAAAUAUUCCUGUUUCCGACAAA
Messenger RNA from Serinus canaria (Common canary), 1422 nucleotides. It is a transcript of the gene IFTAP, whose product is annotated as intraflagellar transport associated protein. Gene Ontology annotation, molecular function: intraciliary transport particle A binding. The transcript is spliced from 8 exons. Gene Ontology annotation, biological process: spermatogenesis; acrosome reaction. Lineage: Eukaryota; Metazoa; Chordata; Aves; Passeriformes; Fringillidae. The record is from RefSeq and is a predicted model, not a curated record. The coding region runs from base 248 to 934 and encodes 228 amino acids. Gene Ontology annotation, cellular component: cytosol; 9+0 non-motile cilium.